GUCCUCAUUAAUCAUUUCGCUUGAUUACAAUAUGGCGGACGAAUUACCUUCCGAUUACGAUGCAAUAAUUUUAGGAACAGGAAUGCCAGAAUCAAUUGUUGCAGCUGCACUUGCUCGUAUUGGAUAUAAAGUACUUCAUUUAGACAGAAAUGACUAUUAUUCUGGAUAUUGGGCUUGUUUGGGUUUUGAAAGUUUGCAGAAAUGGAUUGAAACUGUGAGGAAUCAGAAACUGGAAAAACAGAUUGUUGAGGUUUGUGAUAAAGCUGUUGAAGAAAUAAUUUAUGUUCCAUCUGAUGGCAAAGUGAUCCAUAAUGUUGAAGUCCAAUCGUUUCUAAGCAGUUCUAACCAAAACACUGGAAAUGAUAGCAAAGCUAAGGAAAUAACGAACGAAGUUGCAGACAACACAAACAAAGUCACAGACAAUACAAAUGAAGUCAAAGAUAAUUCUAAUAAAGUCACUGGACAUGAAGAAAAUGCCUCAGGUAAAGUCAAUGAAGUCUUGUGUGAUGGUGCAGUUGGAUUUACUAACAAUCCUGAAGAAUCACCAAUCGUUUCAUCUGCCAAAGAAUACAAUGUUGAAAAAAAAUCUUUCAUUACUAACCAAGAGGAUGUGAUGAAUAAAAAAGACGAUAUUGAUGACUGUAUUGAAGAUACAAAGAAUGAACAAUGUGAGGAUGACUUGUUCAAUGAAGAAAAAUCAAGGUCGAGCAGUAUUCAGAAAAUUCUUGUGCUGAUGUGAUUUGGUUAUGAAGAUAAACAAGUUAGUGAAUCAAAAGUCAUUGACAAUGACUCAGAUUCAUCAAAAGUCAUUGAUAAUGACUCAGAUUCAUCAAAAGACGCGUUGGAUUUUUGUGCUGGGGAAACAGAAAAAUCCUCAAAGGAACAUUCCAAUGAUAUCGGUAGUGUAGGUCAACGACAUAUGAGAAAAGAAAAGAAUUUAAAUGAAAACUCGACAUACGCAGAACUCGUAGAAAAAAGUCGAAAAUUCAACCUUGACUUGUCUCCUAAGAUUCUUUUUGCAAGAGGAUUGCUUGUCGAAACUUUGAUUAAUGCGAACAUUUCUCAUUAUGCAGAGUUUAAAAUCAUCAGUCGUAUUUUAACCAAAACAGAUGAAGGCAUAGAAGAAGUUCCAUGUUCAAGAUCCGAUGUUUUUAGCAGUAAAUUAAUAAAUGUCCUUGAAAAGCGCGCAUUGAUGAGAUUCAUGACAUUUUGUUUGAAUUAUGAAGAUCACAAUGACCAGUAUGAACCAUAUGUGAACAAACCUUUUAAAGAAUUUUUAAUUUCUCGUAAACUCAGUGAAAAUCUUCAGCAUAUCGUCCUCCACUCAAUUGCUGGGGUCGCUGAAAAUGCUCUCACACUUUGUGGUUUGAAGGCGACCCAAAAGUUUCUAAAGUCUUUAGGUCGCUAUGGAAACAGUCCAUUUUUAUGGUCCCUAUAUGGUACUGGAGAACUUCCUCAGGCCUUCUGCCGUAUGUGUGCUGUAUUUGGGGGAAUCUACUGUUUACGUAAGAGCGUAAAGUCGUUGGUGUUGAAUGAGAACAAGAAGAAAUGUGUUGCAGUUAUUUCUGAUGAUGGUCAGCGUCUCAAUACGAAAUGGUUAAUUAUGGAGAGAUCUUAUGCUCCUGAAUGUUUUAACAUUUCAAGCAGCAGCACGAUAUCACGGGCUAUACUUAUAACAAAUAAAUCUUUAAAACCAGCAGAACAGGAAAGCAUUAGUUUAUUGACCAUGUCGAAUGAUUCCAAUCCGUUGCGUCUAAUUGAACUACCACCGUCAUCAAUGGCAUCUCCUCAAUCUUUAUAUGUUGUUCAUUUAACGACGGAGACUGUCUUAGAUGCUACACAAGAUCUUCGACCUUAUGUUAAUGAUUUAUUUCAAACUCGUGCAGGUGGUGUUAACAAUGUUGAAGAAAAACCAUUUGUACUUUGGUCUUUAUAUUUUAACAUGGAAACAGGUGUUUCUUCUUCUACUGAUACCAUUCCUCCAAUUUGUGCAAAAAAGAUAUUUUCGUCCAUUUGUCCCGACGAAGACUUCCUUCCCGCUGUGCCUAACCCUGAAGAUAUUAUUUGGGAUAAUAUUGGUUGUAGUCCUUUUGAGGAAUCCGAAGUUAAAGAUGAUAUGAAUUCUGGUGAAAAAGAUUGCCAAAUUUCUGUUGAAAAUGAUCGUGAAAAGUCUAUCGACAAUGAGUGUAAUACGUCCGAGAAAGAUCUUGGAACGUCUGAAGAGAAAAUUUGUGAAGAUUCUUGAGAGAACGGUCGUGAACAUUGGAUUUAGAUAGAAGUAUAAAUUAAAGGCACGUUAACACGACCUGAUUUGUAGGAUCCUACUUUAUCGCAUCCUAAAUAACGGAUCGUGUGAACACAUAUAAAGCGAGCCUCCGACAGUCGAAAUCGUCAGUUUCAUAAAUAGGAUGGAAAUAGAACUUGCUCUAUUUUCAUCCGACAAGAUAGAGAGGAAGCCGACUGCUCUCAGAUGUUUCACUCUUCAUACUUCCCAAAUUUGAUUUCGUGCGAGAAAAUAGAUUUGAAAAAGACUUAAAAACAAGAUUAAAAAUACGUAAAUAUAUCAAUAAAUUUAGUGGAUGAACAAAGGGCUGCUCUCAACGAAACUAUCGGACCGUCUGAACAAGCAAUCAAAAGUGGGAACCGAAACAAUCGUAUUGUGUGAACGGGCCUUUAUAAGAAUUAUUGAACUUUGACAUUCAUACUUAAUUGGAUUAAUUUAAUUAACAUGAUGAUUCUUAGUGCA
This is a messenger RNA of Xenia sp. Carnegie-2017, 2746 nucleotides long. RefSeq names its product rab proteins geranylgeranyltransferase component A 1-like. The record is from RefSeq and is a predicted model, not a curated record. Gene Ontology annotation, cellular component: Rab-protein geranylgeranyltransferase complex; nucleus; cytosol. Gene Ontology annotation, biological process: protein geranylgeranylation; intracellular protein transport; small GTPase-mediated signal transduction. Lineage: Eukaryota; Metazoa; Cnidaria; Anthozoa; Malacalcyonacea; Xeniidae. Gene Ontology annotation, molecular function: GDP-dissociation inhibitor activity.